AAAAAAAAAAAAAACCCUACAAAACCCUCUGCAAAACUUGCAAAAACAAAAGCAAAAAUUAUUUGGUUGAAUCUAAAAUCAAGUCUAACUAUGGCAUUGUCAAUCUCCAAUGUUUUUCACUGCCCAAAACCUAAAAUUUCACCACGGAAUUCUAUGCUCAACUCUUCAAUCUCCAUGCUCUCAUCUUCUUUUGUUAGGUUUCCUGGGAGAUUUGCUUUUCCAAGGAGUAAAAUCGUGAUUUGUGCUGCUUCAUCUGGAGCAGGAAGCGCUAAUCCAGAUGGUGACUUAAACCCUUAUGAGGUUCUUGGUGUGAGCCCUAUUGAGGGAUUUGAAAAGGUCAAGCAAGUGUAUACAAGAAAACGCAAAGAGGCUGACAAGAGAGGUGAUGAGGCUACUGCUGCACUACUUGAGAAGGCAUAUGACAAACUCAUGAUGGCACAAUUAAUGAAUCGGAAGAAGGGUGUGACAUACGGUUCAUUUAAGGUUUCAAAGGAUGUGAAAUAUGCUGAUAAGCUGCCAAUUGUACCAUGGGGGCCAAGGUUCACCAAGUCUAGCGUACAAGAUAUGCGUAUCAACCUGGCAAUUUCUGCUGUAUUUACGGCUUGGAUUGUAAUACAGCGCAUUGCUGAAUAUAAACCUUUGCAGUUUUUGGCUUUUGCAUUUGUGUAUCGAAUUUUUGAGAAAUUAAAAGCCUCUGAACCACCAGUAUCACCAACGUAUACGGAAGAAGGUGAAGAUGAAGGGCGGGCCCUGCGAAUGGGAAAAAGACUUCUUCGUUCUCUUGCACUAGUUUUUGGUUGUAUUGCUCUGUCCUCUCUGGCAUACACAGGUCUUUUGAAUUUGAUCGAGUAUGUUGGCAGUUAUAUACCUGCUGUUCUCUACAAUAACCAGGAACUCAUAGUCACCACAGCAUCGGCAGUCGCCCUAUACUUUGUGGCAUCGUACUAUAGGUGAUGAGUUUAAUGGAGUUCAGAUUGAGGAAUCGUUCAGAAGUUGAUAGUUUUGAAGCUUGUUUCGUUCUGUUAAUUUUAGCUCUCCAAUUUUGUCAAAUAAUAUACAAACUCUUACAAUGUUGAAAAUUAAGGGGGAAACAUAGUUUUGCUUCUAAUAUAACAUCCAUCUGUUUGGCCUUUAAAAUUUUUAGAGAUGCAUAUGAUACUUAGCUGUCAUAUUGAGAAAUUCCUGCUUUAUUAUUAUUAUUAGCAAAGGGUACUAAAAUUAUUAAAAAGGUUACCAAAAUUAUACAAAAAAUUAUUAAACUUACAUCAAACGUUAUUCAAAUAAAAAUUAUCAUGUUAUAUUAAAGAUUAACAAAUUACAUAAAAUGUUAUAGUAUCUUUCAGAAAAAAAAAAAAAUUAAAUGAGAGGAGGUCACUCUAUUUUAGGGUUAAGGAAUUUUGCAAGUCUCGCAAAAAUCGAAUUUAAAUUUUAUAAGCAAAGUAUUUAAUUUUUAUCAACUCAGCUAAUCCCUUAAUGAUAUACCUGAGAAGAUAAUUAUAUCUUUCUUGGUGUUAAAGGACAUAAUUAUAUCAUAGAAGUAAUUAUUUGUAAUGGGCCGGGUUAAAAAUGCCAAGCUAGUUCGGCCCGAAAUUAGUUUCGAGCUUGUCCAUGUUUGCAAUUUCAGUCCACCAACUGCCCAAAAAAAAAAAAAAAUCAUGGAUUGAGGGUCCUACUUUAAUUAUGCAAACUUUGAGGGGUCAAAUAAAAAUUUUAUAAGAUUAUGAUUCCCUUUUCUUCCUCCACGGUUGCCAUAAACGUUUCCACUCAAUAAUAAAGGGUUUACAGAUAUUGAAGUUCAGGUAUUGAAAUUCAGGGCUUUGCCCGAAAAAGAAA
Molecule: messenger RNA, 1833 nt
Organism: Durio zibethinus
Lineage: Eukaryota; Viridiplantae; Streptophyta; Magnoliopsida; Malvales; Malvaceae
Gene: CJD1
Product: Chloroplast J-like domain 1
Cellular component (GO): chloroplast membrane
Source: RefSeq, a predicted model, not a curated record